AUUAGGUUUACUACAGAAAAACACUUAUGUUUAAGACUAAUAGAUUAUUUCCAAAUAAUUGAAGUAAAGUUUAAGUAUCAGUAAAAUAAGUUCAGUCUAGUAGGCAAAGGUUUCAAAAAUGUUAAGGAAGUCUUGAUUAUCACACUGAGUCAUUUGCAUACUUUCCAAUAUAAAUACUUGUGGCUAAAACCUUUCCAACUAAAAAGCAGAAUUGAAAACUGAAACCUGUAGCUCAGCCCCUUCUUCCUAUGACGUUAUCAUAUAAGCUGAGUAAGCACGGGCAGGGUUUUUUGCUUAAUGUUCUCUGAAGACGGAAAUACAUAUACUAGAGCAGGCAUCUGAGGAGGGAGCUGAAAUUGAGCAAGAAAGGACAUGCUUUGGAAUUUUAUUCCACCAUAUAUUUCCUGCAGCUCAACGACAAGACUGAAAACUGCAACACAGUGGUGAAACCUGGAAGUCUAUUCCCCAAGGAGUUUCGAAGUUAUUUAAUUUAAGCUUACAAAGGAUUUAUUUGCAAUAGUUUUUUCCAGUGAACGUAAAGGAUCAAUCUCUUCACCAGCAUUUGAAGAAAUUAAAUUUUGGAUUUCAAUUAAUUUGAAGGACGAUGUUCCUUAUUUAUGAGAUUUACUACUGUCUAGAUUUGUGAACAUGAAUGACUACAGUUUUUGGAAGAAAGAAAUGACGUACUGAGAAGUCGAAGUGACUGGCUGAGCUAUGAAGUUUUCAAAUAAUGUGGACGCAAGUGAAGGGAAGGACUAGAUUUAUAAACCAUCUGAGGACUUACUACAGCUAUAACAAAGUAAAAGGUACAGAUUUACUGAGGAAUUUUGUAAUCAUAAAUAAGUUGACAUUAUGAUGGCAAACUCCAGUUGUACUAUUCAAGACUCCUUUAAAUAUAUUUUAUAUGGCUGUGUGUUUAGUAUGGUAUUUAUCUUUGGUUUAAUAUCAAACUGUGUUGCUAUUUACAUUUUUACUUGCAAACUAAAAAUCAGAAAUGAAACUACAACUUACAUGCUUAAUUUAGCAAUAUCAGAUCUCCUUUUUGUGUUUACAUUACCAUUCAGGAUUUACUCGUUUGCAUCAAAAGAUUGGCCAUUUGGAGAUAUACUAUGCAAGAUUUCUGUCACUCUGUUUUAUACAAAUAUGUAUGGAAGCAUUUUGUUUUUGACCAGUAUCAGCGUUGACCGUUUUUUGGCAAUUGUAUACCCAUUUCGGUCAAAGACAAUCCGCACAAAAAGAAAUGCAAAGAUAAUCUGUAUCCUAAUUUGGAUAAUUGUGACAACAGGAAGUAUACCAGCAAGCUUCUUUCAAUCCACCAAUGUUCAUGUCAGUACUGAAGGAUGGAGACAUAAUACAUGUUUUGAACACUUUCCUGAAACAACUUGGAAAACCUAUCUUUUAAGAAUUACUAUUUUCAUUGAAACAGUAGGAUUUUUUAUUCCUCUUAUACUGAAUGUGACAUGCUCUGCAAUAGUUGUAAGGACAUUAAAUAAGCCAAUUUCACUGACCAGGAAUAAAUUAAGUAAAAAAAAGGUUCUACGAAUGAUACUCGUUCAUUUACUGAUUUUCUGUUUCUGCUUUGUUCCAUAUAACAUCACCCUAAUACUUUAUGCACUCAUGAGAACACAAGCAUGGAUUAAUUGUUCAGUCAUUACUGCUGUUAGAGUUAUGUAUCCAAUCACUCUGUGUAUUGCUGUUUCAAACUGUUGUUUUGACCCUAUAGUAUAUUAUUUUAUUUCAAGCAGUAUUCAAAAUUCAAUAAAAAUGAAAAAGACAUCAACUAGAAGACCAAGAUUUUCUGAAACUCAAAUUUCUGAUACUCAACAUAGAUUCCAAGCCUUGAAAGCAAGAGUAUUUGACACUGAAUCUACACUAUAAAUCGUGU
This is a messenger RNA of Candoia aspera, 1885 nucleotides long. RefSeq names its product lysophosphatidic acid receptor 6 (gene LPAR6). Gene Ontology annotation, cellular component: plasma membrane. Bases 853 to 1878 code for a protein of 341 amino acids. Gene Ontology annotation, biological process: phospholipase C-activating G protein-coupled receptor signaling pathway; positive regulation of Rho protein signal transduction. The transcript has a single exon. Gene Ontology annotation, molecular function: lysophosphatidic acid receptor activity. The record is from RefSeq and is a predicted model, not a curated record. Lineage: Eukaryota; Metazoa; Chordata; Lepidosauria; Squamata; Candoiidae.